Messenger RNA from Lotus japonicus, 1296 nucleotides. RefSeq lists its product as uncharacterized. The record is from RefSeq and is a predicted model, not a curated record. Lineage: Eukaryota; Viridiplantae; Streptophyta; Magnoliopsida; Fabales; Fabaceae. Bases 123 to 1049 code for a protein of 308 amino acids. The transcript has a single exon.
GGUUGUUAAGUCACAUAGCACAUAGAAAAACCUUAAUGCUAAACUUCCCUUGGCUUGCAAAUAAAGAGGGUGGAGUUGUUGGUUAUGCUUCAAUUCAUUCAUGAUUGCUAGCUUCUAUACAAAUGGGUCGUUGGCAGCAAAAAGCCAAAGAGUUCUUCUCCAACCAUGGUGGUGCUCCCACCCCAAAAGCAACCUUCCACCUCCUCACCAUCACACUCCUCAGCCUCCUCCUCCCCCUCUCUUUCUUCCUCCUCGCCUCCCUCUCCGCCGCCAAACACUACCUCCAAACCUUCACUCUGUUUCUCCAUUCACCACAACAACAACAACAACCCUUUUCCUUUCUCUUCACCCUCGCCCUGCAAAUCAACCCAUGCAUCCUCUAUGUCCUCGUCUCCAUUGUCAGCAUCGCCACGCUUAUCAACGGCUUAAUGGGAAAAAUCACUCUUCUGAACGAUUCUUCCACUUCCCCUGUUCUUCAACCCAGUCUCUACAUAGCAUGGAUUCUCCUCUGCGCUUUCCAAUUCUGCGUUGGUCUGGGAAUUGAAGCAAGCAUUGCAGCUGGGAUUUUUGAGUUUGAUAACUCUUCUUCUUCUUCUUCUUCUUCAAGUUUUGGAGAAAGUGCAGCAGAGAGAAGCCUAUUGAGCAAGGUGUUUUUUCUUCUUGGUCUGCACGAGACAACACAGGUUUGGUACAGAGUGGUGGUGAGGCCGGUGGUGGAUGACACUGUUUUCGGCGGUGCUAAGAAGGAGAAAUGGAUAGAGAGGGUGGCGGUGGCGGCGAGCUUAGGUGUUUUGUGGUGGUGGAGGUUGAGAGAGGAGGUGGAGAGUUUGGUGGUUAUGGCGGAGGCAAAGAAAUCAGAGCAAUUUGGAGAGUUGGAAUUGAAGGAUUUCAUUGGGUGGUGGCUUUAUUAUGUUACUGUGACAAUUGGGAUGGUGAGAAUAGUGAAAGGUCUCAUGUGGAUGUUCAUGGUUGCUCUUUGCAGAAGAAGGGUAACAGAGGUUCCAGUUUCCCCUGUUGUGGAAUCAAGCCUCAAUGAUGACAAGGUGUAAAUUUCACUAAUUUUGUAAUUUUUUCUUCCUUUUUUUAUUCAAUUCACCUUUUUUUUUCUUACAAAAAAUGGUAAAAUUUGAGAUAAAACAUUUGUAUACUACUGCCUAAUGGGUCAUGGCAUAUUAGACCAUCAGAGACCUAAAUUGUCAUUAACUGAGAUUUUACUUGAUGCAUGUAUGAAGAUGUGAGAAUUAAACUCAAAACAUGUUUCUACUUAUCUCAAUCCAGUUGGCUUUGAUUCAAUUC